CCCUUAGCAGAGUGUACACAUUCUUCUCGGCGAGUGGUCUGAAAAUGUUUAUUUCUCUUUUUAGCCUUCGUACAGGCUGGUCCUGAACAAGGUUUUAGCGAGACUGGCCGUCCACACAUAAGUAAACAAGAUGGGGAUGCCAGACCUGAGUGCAAUCUUCGAUAUUCUGGACCCCGUUGGCAAUGGCUACCUAGUCCUGGAGCAGAUAAGGCAGUUUCAUCAGACACUCAACUUUACUCCUAUAUCCAAGCAGCAUGUACAGGCAGCCAUUUUAGAGAUAUGUCAAAGCAAGGAUGACAAGGUAUACAAGGAGUACUUUGCCCAGGUGUUAAGAGAGCUAGACAGGAGACGACAGGUGGAGGAACACGCACACUGGGAGUUUGAACUCUUGGACUGCAACGGCAAUAACAGGAUAUCUCUGAAAGAUGCUCUCUUCUUGUUCAAAGUCACACACGGGGAGAAGUUUUCUCUGCAUACUUGGAAGCAGUUCUUAGCAUCAAGGUCCACAUCCCAGCACAAGGAUGUGUGUUUUGAUGAGAUCAAGAUGUGGCUGUGUAACCGGCCCUCUGGAGAACCCUGUACCAGCAACGAGUACCAGUCCGCAGAGGAGGAGCUGGAACAGCGACAGAGGGAGGAGGACAGGGCCGAGUUUGAGAAUACUAAGAAACUAGGGGAAGAUGAAUACAGUCUUGCAACAGAAGCCAGAGAACGUGAAAAUUACAGGGAGCAAACACUCAAACAAGCCAGAAGAAAGCUGAACAAAUGGCAGAAGGAGGGACUGAAAGGUCUCCUCCAUGACGACGGCCUUGAUCGCUAUGACGAUGAGGGACCCCAGAGGGAGCGGCACAGUGUCAGCAUUAAUGAGCUACUGGACGCCCUGGACUACAAGUAUGACCGCCUCAGAGACAUGCUGUUCUGGACCAUGCUUAAAAUGCACAUUGGCGAUGCCUUGUGGUCCUCCAUGUCAGAGAGUGAGCAUUUGGAGCAGUUCCAGCACCUGAAGGUGCGUGAGAAACAGCUGCGCAAAGAUAACCAAUUAGAAGCCAUGGCUCAUCAGCUGCAUGGUGGACAAACUACCCAGGAUGCAACACUUCUGAUGAUCAUGGGAGAGACUGAUAGUAAACAUGCAGCUCAUGUGGUGGAAAUAGAUAGGAGGAGAAUGGACCUGGUGGCAGAGGGAAAACUGCAGGAUCAGAUCCAUGACAUAUUGGAGAGAGAAUACAGGCAAUCCCUAGAGGUUGGUCCCACAACCAGUGCUCAUCUCCUCGUCUCCCUCCACGCUCGCUACACCCAGGAGAGAGAACGCCUGCUGGAGCUGGCCAAGCCUAACAAAGAUGGCCACAUCUCGUCCAGUCUUCUGCUGCUAGAGUAUUGUAAGCUGUUACGUCAGCACUCGAUACUGGGAGAGGAAGAACCCUGGGCCAUCUCAGCGCUGGCCGUGGGUCUGGCUGAGAGAAAACAACAGGCUGAUGCUGAGAACGGAUUUGAUGUCGAUCACUCCCGCCAGGAAGCGCUGGCUGAUGAGAGGAUAAAGCUAGGAAAGGGGCGCAAAUCGCAGAAGGUCGCUGAGACUAGUGCUGACCCCUGGAAGGGGAGAUCUCCCGGAGUGGUUGACCUCCAGGUGGAGACUGUGGCAGAGCUUUCUAAGAAGCACUUCAAGGAGAGAGAGAUGAUGCUUCAAAUGCUACAAGGCAAGCAAGCAGAAUCAUACAAAAUGGAAGCCAAGAAAUUUUCUACCAUUGAGCGAAAGAAGAGGCUUACAAUUCUGCGUAGUCAGCGUGAUAGCUGGAGUCGGAGCACCGCUGAAUAUCGAUCUUCCCAGCAUGCUGUGCUCGUCAAUAUUCUACACGAAGGUGUCGCCAUCUAUCGAGAAGACACGAGAUCUGAGCUGUCUGCCAGGAGAGAUGAUUUGGAAGACGAGGACAGGAUGAAUGGCAUCCUCCUGGCGCGUCUGCAGUUGGAACAAGACGAAGAAUUCUGGAGAAUUAUAGCCGAGAUGCAACACAGGACCUCAGAAGAGAUCAACAAAAUGCGUAAACACGAGAGGAAGGCCCGCAUAGAGGAGCACUACGACAACAUCGCCACACUGGUUCUGGGGACCUUUGAGGCCAGUAAGGAGGAGAAGGAGUACAUUGCAGCCCUGGAGGAGAAAUACGAGGCUCUCAGGGACAGACUGCUGGUGUUUGCCCUGAAGUUACAACAUCAGGAGGAGUGGAAAGAGUUUACCACAGAAGACAAGACGAGGUUGUUGGUCAAACACAGGCAGGAGGAGAAGAGACUGAGACAAGAGGGGAAAGUGGACGACAUGGCUGCAUUCCUGGGACAGGCAGCUAGGGAGUUGAAACUGAGGGCUCUGCUGGGAGAGAGCCGGGAAGAGUUUGCCAGCAGACUGGAGACGCAGUUUGAAGAGUAUGAGAAAAGAGUCUUGCAGGGGCUUCCAGAGCCUGAUGAAGAACCUGAUGAAGAACCAGAGGCCGAAUCCAAAGUGUCCAAUCCCCUUGCUGAGUUACAGCAAAGGUUCUUCAACGAGCAGCAUGCCCUCAUACAUUGGCUGAGGGCAGACGGACAGAAUCUGUCCCUGAGGCGCCGUCUGCUUCAUCUCCUGAGCCUGAAAAGAGAGACAUAUUUGAUCAAAAAAGAGGAUGAUUUCCGCAGAUCAGCACUGGUGUUAGGACUGGUGGAGAGGAGUCAGGAAGCAAGAGAAAAGAGACAUAAGUCUGACCGAGAGAGACAGCAGCAUUUGGCCAGGCUUAGGGUGGAAAACAGGCAGAUUAUCAUUGACCGAGGAGAAAAAAUUGCCAAGGAGCUAGAUGACCAUGUUAGGCCUGAUAAAAAUGAUCUCCAAGCCAUGCAGGCGGCCUAUAUGAUGGAAAUGGACAAGAAGCAUUCAGAAGAACGUGAGAUUCUUCUCAAGAUUCUGAUGGACCCUGGUCUUGCGGACCUGCUGGAGGUGGCAGACACCAUGCCAGAUGAUGAGAAACAGAAGCGUCUCACAGAACUGCAGGGCAAGAAGAGACGUCUUGAUCUAAACAGUUUAUCUGACAGAGAGGAACACGUGUGUGUACUGGAGGAGGCAGCCGCCCUGAGGUCAGUGAUAAAGAGGCGCUACCUACAGGAGCAGACGACAACCGGAGGAGAGGUCGGCCAUGAUGAAGUCACCAGACGUCUGCUGGCGGAACUGCAGGAUGAGCAGGAUAGAGAGAGCGCCACAGUGCUGUAUUCACUGACACAGAAGGAUGCAGAUGACCUUGAGAUAGGUCACAGGUUAGAGAUCAGGGCACGCCACCAGGGGGCAGCAGAGAAUGUCUUCCUCGUGUUGACUAGGUAUGAAGGAACAUCUCCAGAUGAUGAAUUGCUCAAGGCAAUAGAGGACAAGUAUGACACCCUGAGAGACAAACUCCUGAUGGAACUCCUCAUGAAGCAGAUGGGAGAGGCGGAGUGGGCCAGCCUCAGCGAGAAGGAACGACAGCGCAGGCUCAUGCAACUGAAACUACAGGAGAAGAAGUUGCGGAGAGAAGGCAAAGAAGAUGAACUGCAAAAAUUAUUUGGUGACCUUCUCCAACAAGAAGAAAACCUGCGUAAGCUGAUGGGAGAUAACAAGGCGGAGUAUGACAGGAAACUCCGGGAGAGAUUGGCCAGGAGACAGAAGAGGAUUGAACAAGGUUUGGAUCCUGAUGAGGAUGAGGAUGGAGAUGGUCUAGAUGAGGAGGAGAGUGGACAGGGUGACCCCCUCAGUGACCUGAACAGCAGAAUGGAGGAGGAAAAGAGGGCGCUACUGGCAAGACUCCACGGUCUGAAUGAUGAAUACCUGAGUGAGCGUGAGAGGCAGGCAGAGCUGGUGAGACUGAGGAGAGAGGCAAAGAGAGCUGGGAAAGAGGAGAAUUUCCAGAAUGCUGCUCUCCUGAUAGGUCUGGCUGAGAGAAACCAGGCUACUUUAGCUGAGAGGCUGAAAAAUGAUCGCCAGAGACAAGAGCAACUUGCCAGAGAGCGUCUUGAAGCUCUGAGGAGACGGAGAGCACAGGGAAAGCUAGGAGAGGAUGACUCUGAGGAUAAAAUCGUGACAGAGGGAGACAGGACAGUCCUCCAGGAAGCAGUGUUAAACCUUCUGGAAAAGAAACACGCCAAAGAGAGGGAGCAAUUUCUGCAGAUGAUGGAGGACAAGACCAACCAGGAGCUACGUCUGCUGGCUGAGGCGAGCUCGGAGGAGGAGAGGAAGGAAAAACUGGCAGAGUUGAUGAAAGAAAGGGAGGCACUGAGACCAGAUGAUAAAGAUUCAAACAAUAAAAUUCUCCGUGAUGGCACAAUGGUAAAGAUCGAGAGUAGCAGGAUAUCUAUAGGAAGAGAGAGCGGAGCAGGGCAGGUAUCAGAUGAAGAAGUUCACACCUCUCUCAUGGCCGACCUCCAGGAACGACAAGACCAAGAAGCCAGCGACAUCCUCACAAAGUUCUCUAACACUAGUGAUGCUGACUUGGUCACAAUGCAGGAGUCAAUUGCGUUAGAGAAGAAGCAGGACAAAGGCGAGAACAUUGCCAGGGUUUUGUUCCACAGUAAGACAGGGGGAGGCAAGGCCAAGGAGUCCGACCUUCUCGAGGCUCUGGACGGCAAGUACGAAGAACUGAGGAAUAAGUUACUGAUGGAGGCCUUGGUUCAACAGGUGGGAGAAGCUGAGUGGAAAAACAUGAGUGAGCAGGAACGUCAGAGAAGAAUGAUGCAACUUCGUCUGGAAGAAAGGAGACUGAGGAAAGAAGGGAAACUGGAUGAGGCAUCUGCGCUGUUGGGAGAAGCACUCAAGAACAAAGAGACACUGGAAAAGUUAAUGGGAGACAGCAGGGCGGAACAGAAGCAGAAACUCAGAGAGAGGCUGGAGAGGAGGAGACAGAGGCUGGCAGAUGGAAUGUCAGAGGAAGAAGCCAAGAAGUUAGAACAGGAAGAAAUAGCACAGGAAGAGGAGGAAGAGAAAAAGAGAAGAAAUGUCCUUUUGGAUCUAGAACAUAGAUAUGAUAAGGAGAAAGAGGAAUUGCUGAACAGACUGCGUGGCAUGGGGGAUAAGAACUCUGCUGAGCGUGCUCGUCAGCUGGAGCUGGCCAGACUGAGGCGUGAAAUGAGAAAGGCGAAGCAGGAGGAGCAAUUUGAUGCAGCAGCCAUUGCACUGGGGCUGGCGGUGCAGGGAGAGAAAGCGAAAGAGCAAGAGAGACUGAGACAAGAAAAGCUUGCCAAAGAAAGAAUAGCUGCCAGGCGUAAGAAAGGGCAACAAAAAGGAGAGGAGACGACACCUGGACAGGAAGAGGAAGUGCCCCUGCCAGAGAAUGAGAAGGACCCCAUACUUAUGCAUGAGGCUGUUGUCAAGGAGAUGGAGCUGAAGCAUGCAAAAGAGAGGGAACUUUUGCUACAGAUGUUGCAAGACAUCAAUUCAGACCGUCGCCAAGAAGCAAAAGAAGCUUCAGAAGAGGACCGUCAAGACAAGCUGGAAGAGCUGCGAGAGCUGCGACAGCAGUGGCGAACAGGUGGCGCCACCAAUCCAGAUGACCAAAUGGAGCUGUUCAGAGAUGCUAUCCCAGUGAGACUGGAAAGUAAGCUCAGUCAGCUAGCAGCGGAGGGCAAACCCAGUAUUGAUGAAGAUGGAGAGGUAGCCAUGUUGGCUGAUCUACAGCAGAGACAGGACAUUGAGGCUACCAGUGUGAUAGAGGAACUGUCUACCAAGAGUCCAGAGGCCAUGAAGCAGAUGAAGAUGGUACAGGCCAUGGCCAGGCAGCAGCAGUGGAAUGAUAACCUAGCAACAGUGUUGCUAGGCGACAAGGGAGAACAGGAAGUGCCGCCAUCUAUUUCCUCAGGUGGCGCUGCAGUCAUGUCAGAGGAGGAGAGAGAGCUGGUGCAAGCUCUGGAGAAGAAGUAUGAUGCUGUCAAGGAUAAACUGUUGCUGGAGGGUCUGAUGAAGCAGUACGGGGAGGCUGAAUGGGCCAACUUGACAGAGCGUGAACGCCAGAGUAAACUGAUGAAGAUCAAGUUACAGGAGAGGAAACUGAGAAUUCAGGGCAAGGAGGACGAGGCUCUGGCUCUCAUUAACCAGUUGAUGGAGGCAGAGAAAGGCUUUCAGAAGAAGUAUGGAGACUCCAAAGAAGAACAAGAGAGAAAGUUUCGCGAGAGACUGGAGAGGAAGCGACAGCUGGUGGCACAGAGGCAGGCGGAGGGUCUGGAGACAGACGACGCCACCUUGGAGGGGAUUAUAGAGGAGGAAGAGGCCAGGGAGGUGGAGGAGGAGAACAAGAAGAGAAAGAACAUAUUGAAUGGUCUGCAGAUGUCCCUGGAGGCAGAGAAGCAGGCUCUCUUGGCCUCUCUACGCAAUCAAGACGAUCGCUACGCAGCAGAGAAACAGAGACAGCUGGAACUGGCCAAGUUGAGGCGUGAGAAGAAGCGUCUGCAGCAGGAAGACAAACUGGACACUGCCACUAUAUUGAUCAGCAUGGCCAAGCAGCAGGAGAAGGAUAGGGAGAAGAACUUCGUGACAGAGAGAGAUCGCCAGAAAGCUAUAGCCAAACAGAGGCUGGAAGCCAGGAGGAAGAAAAAACAGGAGGAGAAGGCCGAGGAGGCGGAGAGAGACCGCAAACAGAUAGAGGAUAAACUGAAGCUGGAGGAAGCAGAAAACAAGAUGAAGGAUAUGUUGGCUGAAGUCAGUGGGGGAGGCACUGCAGCCCUGCAAGACUCCCUGCUUGCUGAGGCUGAGCAGAAACAACAGGCUGAGAGAGAUGUCCUGAUGCAGCUCAUGCAGGCAGCAGAACAGGAUCCUGGCUGGGAGGCAGCAGGCGGCAUGUCUGUAGAGGAUUUGAAAGCCAAUUUGGAGAAGGUACGUCAAGAUCGUAUGAAAUGGCGCAGUAAGUGCCGCCAGACAGCCUUAGAGAGCAGGGAGGCAGACAUGAUGGAGGCAGAGAAAGAGCAGUAUCUGACAGAAGUGGCACAGAGCAGGUCUGAACAGUUCAAGCUGCUCACCACUGCCAUGGUGUUCAGGCUGCAAGCUGAGUACAAGACAAUUCUUGAGAAGAACCCCAAUGUUAGCCCUGAACGUGUCAAGGAAGACAUCUCCAUUGCUUUGCUAGCUGACCUGCAGCAGAAGCAGAAUGCUGAAAACAACGCCCUGGGCAAAAUUAUCUUAGAACAGGAUGACUCUAUGCUGAUAAAAGUGCAGCAAUCACAGCGUCGUGCAAAGCGCGAGGCGUGGAUGGACAAUCUUACGAACUCUCUGUUCACAAUGCUGCCAGAAAUGGAACCAAAUCGAGGCUGGGAAGAGAAGAAAUUGCAGGACUUGGAGAAAGAGUUUGAGAAAGAAAAGGAAGAAGUUGAAAAAAAGAAACAAGCAGGUGAAGAAGUAGAUGCUGAUGCCAUCUUGAAAGAACUUGAAGCACAGUAUGCUGCAAAGAGGAAGGCCAUGAAUGAAGCCCUGGACAGGCAGAGAGAGAUGUAUCUGAAGAAACUGGAGGCCAGGAGAGAGGCCAAGGAGAACCAGGAGUAUGAGGCAGACGCUGCCUUGGCCAUGUUAGAAGUGGCCCAGAGACAGGACAGCUUGAUAAAGGAGAAACAAGACCAAGAGAGAGACAGACAGGGGGGCAAGAUGCAGAGUUUGCUGGCAGCCAGACGUGAGGCCAGAAGAAAGGCGGAGGAGGAGGAAGAGGAGAGACGCAGGCGGGAAGCCACCAUGUCCUUGCCAGGAUCUGGUCUUAGAAGAGAAAAGACGGCAUUUGACGUGGCCAUCAGUGAUGACCAGAAGCAGGCUCAGGUCCAGAAACUGGUGCGAGACCAAGCCAAGGUUCAGCAGAGGUACCUGCAGGAACAGUCCCGCUUCUCUGAGAAGCUCAAAGCCCAGCUAGAGGAGAGAAAGCACAAACGAGAGAAUGAAGCCGAAGCCUUGAUGAGACUGGGAGAGAGACAGAAAACCAUUCUGGAAACCAGAAAGAAUCAAGACAGAGAACGCCAGAUCGCCAUGAUGAAGGAACGCAUUGAGAGGGUCAAAUAUGAGCGAACAAGGACAAUGAAGGAGAAAAGUGACCGCCAUGUCAAGCAGUUCAGCGACCUGGUCAAUGAUCAAGAUGUUCAGGACAUGACGGAGGAUGAGAGGAUGGAACUGGCUGCCCAGAAGAUGCAGGAGAAGUUUUUGGCGGAGGAGAGCGAGGCUAAAGAGGGGAAGAAAACUUUACUGACACCAGAGGAAGUAGAUGAAAAGGAACCUCUGGAAAAGGAAGCUCGACCCAAGACCUCCUCGAUGGAAGAGCGAAUGUCUAUGCUGAAAGAGAAACGGAGGAAGCGGAAGAAGAAGAGGGCUGAAGAGGGCGCCACAGGAGAGGAAGUGGAGGAGGAGGAGCUGGUGUCUGAAGUGUAA
Molecule: messenger RNA, 8368 nt
Organism: Lingula anatina
Lineage: Eukaryota; Metazoa; Brachiopoda; Lingulata; Lingulida; Lingulidae
Cellular component (GO): nascent polypeptide-associated complex
Source: RefSeq, a predicted model, not a curated record